AUGUCUAUCAUUCUCGAUCCCCCGGAGUUGGGCUUUCAGCGUCCCUUCAACCGUGAGGUGUGUCAGAUGUUGCACCUGAAGAACGAGAGUGCGGAGCCUGUCGUCUUCAAGGUCAAAACUACCGCCCCUAAGCACUACUGCGUUCGUCCCAACUCGGGCCGGAUAGAUCCUGGCAAACAUGUCGAUGUCCAAGUUCUGUUGCAGGCCAUGAAGGAGGAGCCUGCGCUAGAUGCCAAGUGCAAGGACAAGUUUCUCGUUCAGACAGUCGCGGUCACUCGUGAUAUGGAGUUCGCCAAUGUUACCUCGAUUUUUGAGAAAGCCCCCAAGACAGCACUCCAGGAGCGCAAAAUUCGUGUGAACUGGCUGGCCGCCGAUGAUGCCCCAGUUGAGGAACAAGGAGUUGAGGCGACUGGCAAUGUGCCCGACGAAGAGCCUCCUGCCUAUACCUCGCCGCCGAACCCCAACUAUCAGACUCCUGCUGCCGCACUUACGAAGAGCGCGAACGACACGUCACCCAUCCCACCGCCAGAUUUCAGCGACAAGCCCAAGCGGGAAGUCUCCACCCCGCAGAUCAUCGAAAGCUCGGCCACGUCUUCAAAGUCACCCGUAGCAAGCGCUAGCGAAGACUUGAGAGCCCAAUUGUCCGAGGCAAAUUCGCAGAUCUCAGCGCUGAAGGAGAAGUUGGCAGAUCAGGGUCUGAGACAGCGAAAGAUCGGAACCGAUGCCGAGAAGGUGCCCGCGCCAUUGGCGCAACAGCAGCCACAGUCCGUGGAGGCUGGUGUGCCCGUGCAGAUCGUGGCGGGUCUAUGCCUGCUAAGCUUCUUGAUCGCCUACUUCUUCUUCUGA
Molecule: messenger RNA, 846 nt
Organism: Aspergillus aculeatus ATCC 16872
Lineage: Eukaryota; Fungi; Ascomycota; Eurotiomycetes; Eurotiales; Aspergillaceae
Product: putative integral ER membrane protein Scs2
Exons: 7
Coding region: 1-846 (281 amino acids)
Biological process (GO): endoplasmic reticulum membrane organization
Cellular component (GO): plasma membrane; endoplasmic reticulum membrane
Molecular function (GO): FFAT motif binding
Source: RefSeq, a predicted model, not a curated record